This is a messenger RNA of Anopheles marshallii, 1320 nucleotides long. RefSeq names its product interferon-related developmental regulator 2 (gene Ifrd1). The transcript has 2 exons. The coding region runs from base 1 to 1320 and encodes 439 amino acids. NCBI's taxonomy places the organism in Eukaryota, Metazoa, Arthropoda, Insecta, Diptera, Culicidae. The record is from RefSeq and is a predicted model, not a curated record.
AUGCCACGAAAUCGGAAAAAACACGCAGCCGCCGACAACUGGCAACAGAACAACGAUCAGUCCGAUGAUGAAACAUCGAACGAUAAUGCGAGCACGUACUCGUGCCAUUCGGAGACGCAGCUAGCGGACGGUCACAACGGUAGCAUCGAGUCGGGCGAGUCCGGUGAAUCCGGUAGCGGCGGGUUCGAGAAGUACGAGGAGAAGCUGCUGCAGGCGAUCGAAAAUGUGUCGGACAAGGCGCAGCAGACGCGCAUCAACGCGUUCCAGACGAUCAACGAGGUGCUGGUGCACCACUACAUCCCGGACUUUCUGGACGAUCGGAAGGUGACGCUGAUGGAUGCGGUGGAAAAGUCCCUGCGACGCGGCAAGGGUGUGGAACAGUCGUGGGCGGCCCGCAUCAUACCGCUGCUGGUGAUUCAGAUCGAGGCGCUGGAGGAUAUUGGGGAGCUGGUGACGGUGCUGAAGCCGGUACUGCUCAGCACGGCCCAGGACGGUUCGGCCGCGUACGAUGCCCGGGCGAAGUGUUGUGCUGCGCUCGGGUUGCUGUGCUUCGUCGGUGUGGAUGAUCUCGGCGAGAUACUGCCGCUGAUGAAGGUGCUGCAGAGCCUGUUCGCUGGCAGCUUCCUGAAGGGUGAUAAUAGCCCGAGCGGUGCGAGCAACGAUGCCGGCGCACUGCACAGUGCGGCACUGAGCGCUUGGUCGCUGUUGCUGACACUGUUGCCGCCCGGUGAGUUUGUGGCGCUGAUGGGCGGUGCCGCCGGUACCGGUGUGGUACCGUCCGUAAGCAAUCUGGUCGGCAUGCUGCAGAGUCCGAUACUCGAGGUGCGCAUGGUUGCGGGCGAAACGCUCGCACUGAUGUUCGAGCUCGGCCGGCAGCAUGAUGACGAAUUUCUGGAAGAGGAGCUACCGAUGCUGAUCGAGGCGGCCCAGAAGCUCGCCACCGAUGCGCACAAGUAUCGGGCGAAGCGGGACCGCAAGGUGCAGCGGGCCACGUUCCGGGACGUGCUGCACUAUCUGGAGGAAGACAUUUCGCCGGAAAUCGGCAUCAAGUUUGGCCGGGAGCUGCUGGUGCUGAACACGUGGGCCACCCAUCACCAGUACACGUGUCUGCGGAAUGCGCUCGGGUUUGGCAUGAACGUGCACCUGGCGGAGAACGUGUUUGUGCGCGAGGUGCUCCAGCUCGGCCCGAAGAUGGACGAACCGGAACGGCUACGGAAAACGGUGAAAGCCGAACAGCGGUUCAUAAAUGCGGCCGCGUUCAAGGCGCGCACGAUUUCGCGCGGCAAAAAUCGCGACAAACGAUCAUUUGCGCUUAAUUAG